AUGGAAGACAUCAACAUCCCUUCCCCAUCUGCUAUUCUAGACGUUCAGCGUCCCUACGCAUCGGCUGCCGGGCAUUCCAACCCGUCUGUCUCCCCCAAGAACUCGACUGCAGGCCAGCGAGGUGCUGCCAAAGAUCGUAGCAAGCCGAAGCAGACCAAGAGCCGUAACGGCUGCCAGACUUGCAAGGACAAGCGAUUGAAAUGUGACGAGACGAAGCCAAGUUGUAUUCAAUGUAGGAAGCGAAACGUGACAUGUGAAGGAUACAUAAAGAAAUUCAAAUGGCGCAACGGCUUUGGGCAGAAGAGUUUCGUUGGGGGAACGAAUGGCAGUGCAAAUACAAAGAAAGCUAUCCAAUAUCAGUCUAAUGAGAACCCAAGUACAGAAAAUUCAGGAUCCCCCAUUCCACAGAACCAAUCCAGGGCAUCAAAGUCACAGAAAGCUGCCUCUAGCCUUCCUUGCAUGGGCUCGGGGUCUUUUAUGGAUUUUGCUGACCUGCCCUCGAAGAAUGCAUCGCCUUCAAAACGCACGAACAGGCGUUCAUUCAGCGACAAGGAUUCGUUUAGCAACCCAGAUGAGUUUAUUGGUCAGCUAACGCCAGUGAGCUUCAAUGAAGACAUUCUCGCAUCGUCAUUCACAGACAUCUCGCCUUCAGACCAGAUUUCUUGGAUUUCUGAUUUCUCAUUGGCUGCAGUAGACCAAAGGCCGGGGAAUGGGCGCGAGCCCAAACGUGACCUUGGGCGCAACAACUCCUAUGCAGAAGAAGGUUUUAGCUUCGAAGAAUUAAUGGAGGUUGAUGAUGAGGAUAUCGAGGAGAUAGUACGAAGGCCCGACCGAAGCAUGAAGUCCGGGCGGCCGGAGAACGCCGACAUGACCAUCGCUCCGCACCAGGAACUAUUCAACAUCUGCAGAGAACCCAACCUCGGCAUUGCAAGCCCAGAAAUGCUGGUUUUGCAAUUUGAUAGGGUGACGUGUGGGAUAUUGUCUGUAAAGGACGGUGUCCAUGAGAAUCCGUGGCGAACUUUGAUCUGGCCGUUGGCUAAAGAGACUCCAGCUCUGUAUCAUGCUGUGUUUUCGCUUGCUGCCUUCCAUUCAAGCAAAGAGUUUCCGGCCUUGCGAGUUCACGGUGUGGACCAUAUGCGCCAGAGUAUCACCCACUUGGUGCACGACAUACGGAACAUGAGGGUUGAUGCAGCAUUAGCGACGAGCCUGGCGCUUGCGUUUGCCGAUACCUGGGACCAACACACUCGUACCUGCAUUCAGCAUCUGAAAGGUGCCAAAGCACUGGUCUCGCAAGUGGUGGGGCUCGGUGCUCAAGGCGAAAUGCGUGGGAUUAACCUGAGCAGGGUGCGUUUCCUCUACAACACGUGGCUGUAUAUGGACGUAAUUGCUCGCUUGACCUCUCGUGAAGAAUCGGGGGAUCAGGAGGUGAAUGCUCCCUUCUUUCAACUCCCAAGCCACGCUGUACAUGAAAUUGAUCCUCUGAUGGGUUGUGCAACGACACUAUUCCCUCUGAUAAAUCAAGUGGCUCGGUUGGUUCAGCGUGUUCGCAAGACGACAUCCAACUCCAUCUCGCUUAUUUCGCAAGCCAUAGAGCUGAAGAGGCUUGUUGAGCAGUGGGAGCCACCGCAAUUCUUCGAGCCUCCAGAGGACCCAUCUUCCGAGGUCCAGCAUAGUAUUCAAACAGCCCAUGCUUAUCGCUGGGCAACAUUGUUAUACCUUCACCAGGCGGUACCUGAGAUGCCUUCAGAGCCGACCUCUGAGCUUGCCAAGCGCGUGCUGAUUUUGUUGGCUACCGUUCCUUCAAGUUCUCGAACCCUGAUUAUCCAGAUGUUCCCUCUGUUGGCGGCAGGAUCCGAAGCAGAGCAAGAGGAUGAUCGUCAGUGGGUGUUGAGCCGGUGGGAAUCUAUUCAAACCCGCCUCAUGCUGGGCUCAAUUGAUCGCUGCAUUGAGAUAGUCCGCGAAGUCUGGGCACGCAGGGAUGCUUUCGAAGAUGAGAAACAACGGUUGCGGGGAUCGUCUGGGCGUGGGAUCACCUCUGUCAUGGAGAAUUCGGCGAACGAUAGAGUACCUCUCACCAGCCUUAGACCGAAUGAUCAGAUGGUCCGUAGUACCUACGCCAAGGAGCCAUGGAGGAGGACGAUCCAGGAGGAAUGGUUGACCUCUAAGGCUACUAUUGGGAACUCGCGACGGAGCUCGGCUAUGUCCCCGUUGGAGAAUAUUGAAUUCGAAAAGACGGUUCGGGGCAAAUUGCACUGGAUCAACGUAAUGCAGGAUUGGGGAUGGGAAGUGUUCCUCGGUUGA
Molecule: messenger RNA, 2301 nt
Organism: Aspergillus luchuensis
Lineage: Eukaryota; Fungi; Ascomycota; Eurotiomycetes; Eurotiales; Aspergillaceae
Product: Zn(II)2Cys6 transcription factor
Exons: 4
Coding region: 1-2301 (766 amino acids)
Biological process (GO): positive regulation of transcription by RNA polymerase II
Cellular component (GO): nucleus
Molecular function (GO): zinc ion binding; transcription cis-regulatory region binding; DNA-binding transcription factor activity, RNA polymerase II-specific
Source: RefSeq, a predicted model, not a curated record